AUGGACAUCUUCGUGCAUGGCAUACCGCCGACCACCACCCCGAAGCAGCUGAAGCGCUUCUUCACCGGCCCACUCCACGACUGUGGCAUCGACGUCUUCCAUGUCGAGCAGCUGGGUAAACCGACUCUGGCCAACAUCACCGUUCUGGAUGCCAAGGCUGGAGAGAUCUUCCUCCAUCAUUAUGGCGUGCCCGCAAACGCACCGCGCCAUGUCAUGGCUCGACGUCGACUCCAUAUGGGUGGAUCGUUCAUAAAAUGUUGCAGGAGUCGCCACGAACCCAGCGAUAUCAGUCUGCAAAGCUUGCAGCACGAGUUGCAGCAGCAGAAAACAACGACUGCCCACCCCGCUGCCGCCGCUCCGCCCAACAACGCCCACAAUCAACAGACCGCCAACAAAUUCAGCAUCAGUGAACUGCAGUGCGGCGUCUGGGACUAUUCGGGCGAGAGUCAGCAACAGCGCUCACAUCUGGCCUUCAUCCCUCACUACACCGAUGUUCGACGUGGUGAGAUCACGUUCGGCAUGAGACAAGCCAUCAUCAUGAUGCAGAACCCUCCUGGAGGUGGCAAGCAACGCAUUGAUGUGAACUACUGCGAUUUGCAUGACAUUGUCCUUGGCGGAUACGAGGCUCCUACUGUCACGUUCAAUUUGACUGUGGCUCCCAAGAUCUACGAUGUAAAGGACCUUGAUCUGGCCGACCUCCUGCAGUCCAUCAACUUGGGCGGCUCUCGUACUCCCAAGGCUCCGAAAAAGACACGGCUUCCUACCAUGAACGUUUCCCAUGCGAGAGCUUCGGCAACUUGCUGGGUGUAUCGAGUCACCCUGCACGACCUAAAGCAUCUUCCACUUGUGCGCAACUUACUCGCCAAGAACCCAAGGAUGUGCUCGGUGCUGUCACUCAAGACAACAACGGAGUACCCACUCGAACCCCUAGACCGAUCUUUUCGCCGACUCGAGUUCGAAUUGACAGAUCAGCAUCUCUACGGAUCGAAGCCGUGGAUGUUACGUUUUCAGAUCUCUCGACUAGCCCGAAACGGGCUUUUAUCCCCCGUGAAGGUCCUUGCCAUUCUCCCAACUAUCUCAAAGGUCUACGAGACUCAUGGGCUCAAUCCCACGGUGUCUGCGCUUCGGCGACUUGGCCGAGAUCUGAAGCACUUUCCGCCUGGCCCAGCUUCUCAAGCGCAGGACUUCUCACUGGAAGCACUUGGCGACUUUCUUGAAGACUAUGCUGCCAGUUAUGAUGCCCUCGACCCGGAGAACCCCUACGAGCUUGCUAAGCGACACACCCACAUCAACCUGAUUCACAAGAUUGUCGUUACGCCUGCAGGUACUUACCUCGAAGGCCCAGAACCCGAGCCGACGAAUAGAGUCCUGCGUUACUACUCGGACAACACAGAUCGGUUCGCUCGAGUCAUCUUCAGGGACGAAGACGGCAUCGCAGUCAGGCAUGACCCCAGGGCCGACAAUAGCCUGGUCUAUCAUCAGCGGUUCAAGGAAGACGUACUCGCCAAGGGCAUAAUGAUCUGCGGCCACCUGUUCGACUUCUUGGGCUUCGCCAACUCUUCUCUCCGCGUACAGUCCGUCUGGUUCAUGGCGCCACUGGUCAAUCGAUUUUUGAGGCUGUCAUUCGCCGAGCACAUCUUGAAAGAGCUGGGAGACUUUAGCCAUAUCCGAGUGCCUGCCAAGUGCGCCGCAAGGAUAGGGCAGAAUUUCACCGACACGAAUGCCACUGUCGAACUUGACCCCAGUCAACAAUCCUGGCUUCCUGUAAUUACACGCAACGGGCGAGACUUCAGCGAUGGCGUGGGUACUAUUUCGCAAGAACUGCUGUACAAGAUCUGGCGCGUGUAUGGAACGAAGCGACUCUUGAAGCCCACUGCGUUGCAAAUUCGCUUUCAGGGAUGCAAAGGCAUGGUCUCGCUGGACUCGCGGCUUCCCGGCGAAUGCCUGAUGCUUCGUUCCAACAUGAAGAAGUAUGAGACUGAAGCAGUCUGGAAUUUGGAGAUAUGCGGUGCGGGCUUUCGUCCUCUACCCAUGUUCCUGAAUCGCCAACUGAUCAAGAUCCUGGAGGACCUUAGCAUACCGUGUAACGUCUUCACGGAUCUGCAGGCAAAAGCGAUCAACAAGUUGCAGUGCAUGACGGAUUCCUCGAUCAACACUGCCCACUUGCUUGAAGAAAUGCAGAGCCCUAAAGCUACCAAGCUCCCGACUUUGAUACGCCUUAUCGGUCAGCUUGGGCUUGACUAUCAGCAAGAUGAGUUCCUGUGGAAGGUCGUACAAAUGUCCGUCGUGGCUCAGCUACGGGCUGUCAAGUACAAAGGUCGCAUCCCUGUCGACGAGGGCAUGACUCUGUAUGGUGUUGUGGACGAGACCGACUACCUGCGAGAAGGCGAGAUCUUCGUUAUCACCGAGAAGGCACCAGAGGGAGGCAAGAGAGUCCUUGUUCAGAACAACGUCGUCAUCACACGAUCGCCGGCCAUGCAUCCUGGCGAUGUGCAAAUUGUGAGCGCAGUCGAUGUGCCAGCGCAGUCGCCUCUUCACAAAUUGCGCAAUGUCAUUGUCUUCAGUCAGAAGGGCGACCGCGAUCUUCCCAGUCAACUCAGCGGCGGCGAUCUCGACGGUGAUCUUUACAACAUCAUGUGGGAUCAAAACCUCAUUCCAAGAACCACGUACCAGGCCGCGGACUAUCCCCGACUCAAUGCCAAGGAACUCGAUCGGGAGGUCAAGUUGAGAGAUAUGAUUGACUUCUUCAUCGACUUUUGCGAGUCAGACCAGCUGGGUAAUAUUUGCGUCCAACACAUGAUUCUCGCUGAUCAGCGCUCCACCGGAACCCUUGAUCCUGACUGCAUCAAACUCGCCGCAUUAGCUUCGACUGCCGUUGACUUCUCAAAGACUGGCAUACCAGUCAACAUGAGGGAAGCCCCUAAGCCACCAAAGUGCCGUCCAGACUUUAUGGCCCCAAGUCCAAGAAUCGUGGUGUCGCCGGAGGGAUUUCUCGAUCUUGAGGAGGACGACCGAGAAGAUGACGAUGCACUUGAAGGAAUUGACUCUGAGCUGAAGCCCCAUCGUUACUACACAAGCAACAAGACCCUCGGCGUGCUGUACCGCAACAUUGACGAGGGUGAAUUUCUCGACAACAUGCAGAGGGCUCGUCGCAACCGCAUGGCUAUCCAGGCCAGCAACAAGACGAACGGGCUCCUAAGCGCAUUGUUACGCUAUGUCCAGCACUGGGCAACUCAGUACGGCAUCAUAUACGAACACCACAAGCAGUUGGCUGCUGAGAUUCGCGCUGACUACGAAGACAAGCUGGUAACGAUGUUGUACGACUACGAGCCUUCACCUCACUCGCCGCUCUCGGAAGCUGAGGUGUUUGCUGGGGAAAUUCUAGGACGGCAAUCCGGUGCCCAAGAUCGCCAACUCAAGGAGUUGAGCAAGACCAUGCGCGAGCGAUUCGACACCACGGUUCAGUUCAUUGAAGCACGCGUGACGAAAGGCGAUGAUGCCAUCCACGAUGCGCAGGACUUCGAGGAUCUGUACGAUGCCAAGUACGACGAGCGUGAGUUCGAAGCCCUGCCGCGAGCUGUCGCUUGCCUGUUCGUGGCUGUCAAGGAGAAGGGCUACGGUGACAAGAAGCUUGGAGAACUGCAAAGUUUUCGAUACAUUGCUGCGGGCGUUUGCUUGAGGGAGUUGCAGCGGUACCGCAUCACGACAUUCGGCAGUCAUUCUGGCCUGCCGCCGAUGGUCUGA
Zasmidium cellare ATCC 36951 is the source of this 3744-nucleotide messenger RNA. RefSeq lists its product as uncharacterized. NCBI's taxonomy places the organism in Eukaryota, Fungi, Ascomycota, Dothideomycetes, Mycosphaerellales, Mycosphaerellaceae. The record is from RefSeq and is a predicted model, not a curated record. The transcript is spliced from 4 exons. Gene Ontology annotation, cellular component: nuclear RNA-directed RNA polymerase complex. Gene Ontology annotation, molecular function: RNA-directed RNA polymerase activity. The coding region runs from base 1 to 3744 and encodes 1247 amino acids. Gene Ontology annotation, biological process: siRNA processing.